Phyllostomus discolor (pale spear-nosed bat) is the source of this 5048-nucleotide messenger RNA. RefSeq names its product macrophage stimulating 1 receptor (gene MST1R). The record is from RefSeq and is a predicted model, not a curated record. Gene Ontology annotation, cellular component: signaling receptor complex; membrane. Gene Ontology annotation, molecular function: ATP binding; protein binding; transmembrane receptor protein tyrosine kinase activity. Lineage: Eukaryota; Metazoa; Chordata; Mammalia; Chiroptera; Phyllostomidae. Gene Ontology annotation, biological process: positive regulation of kinase activity; cell surface receptor protein tyrosine kinase signaling pathway; nervous system development.
GUAAAGAAUCUGGUGUGACUGGUUUAGGGUGAAGCGGGCGGCAUCUCCAAGGCCUUGGGUUCUCAGACUCCAGGCCACUCCAAGCACACCCAGCCCCAGGUCACUGAGAGAAAGACGCUCAAGGAGGAGGAGCAGGACACCCCAGGGCAGGGAGAGUCUGGAGGGCCGGCCUGGCCAAGCCUUCAACAGGCCCCGCCCACCGCUCCGCCCCAAGCCCUGGCCCCGCCUGUCCCGGUCCCUCCCUCCGACUUUGCUCUGAGAGCCGGCUGGGAGCGGCAGCGGGACAGCGAGCAGGUGAGUCUGCCUCUCCAGUUCCUGUCGGCUGUGUGUCUUCGUCUGUGUCAGGUGCUCAGGCCCGAGGGCCAGGGACGAGAGGGGAGCAUCACCGGAGCUCCAGGCAGGGGGGCCGCUGCCCAGGGCUCUCAAGACCUGCGCUGGACACUGGUCCCAGCCCUCGAGUCUUUCCCCAGCCAGGCCUUUGGCCUGUGGGAAUCCCCGUGGGGCCCCAGCUGGGCCUUGAUGGAGCUCCUGCCACCGCGCUCACAGCCCUCCCUGUUGCUGCUGCUCUUGCUGCUGCUGCCGCCGCCGGCGGUACCCAAGGCUGGCAGGUCCUGGCAGUGCCCGAGCAUCCCUUACGCUGCCUCCCGUGACUUUGGCGUGAAGUACACGGUGCCCAGCUUCUCAGCUGGCGGGCCGGUACAGGCCCUGGCGACCUAUGACGGGGGCGGGGAUGGGAGUGCGGUGUUCGUGGCCACGCGCAACCGCCUGCACAUGCUUGGGCCCGACCUGCAGCUCCUUGAGAGCCUGGCCACAGGCCCUGCUGGGCACCCUGCCUGCCAAACGUGCGCAGCCUGUGGCCCAGGCCCCCACGGCCCCGUGGAGGACACGGACGCAAAGGUGCUGGUGCUGGAACCGGGGCUGCCGGCCCUGAUCAGCUGUGGCUCCAGCCUGCACGGCCGCUGCUUCCAGCACGAGUUGGAGUCCAAUGGGACCGCCCUGCGCCUGGCCCCGCCAGCCUGCCUCUUCUCCGCCCGCCACAACCGGCCCGAAGACUGCCCCGACUGCGUGGCCAGCCCUUUGGGCACCCUCGUGACCGUGGUGGAGCAGGGCCACGCCGCUUACCUCUACGUGGCAUCUUCUCUGGACAAGAAGGUGGCCUCGAGCUUCAGCCCACGCUCCGUGUCCAUCCGGCGCCUCAAGGCCGACGCAUCAGGAUUCGCCCCAGACUUCGAGGCGCUGUCGGUGCUGCCCCGGUACCUCCCUUCCUACCGCAUCGAGUACGUGUACAGCUUCCACGCCGGAGCCUUCGUCUAUUUCCUGACCGUGCAGCCCACUAGCCUGGCCGCCGUGCCUGCUGCCUUGCACACGCGCCUGGCCCGGCUCAGCGCCGUGGACACUGACGUGGGCAGCUACCGUGAGCUGGUUCUGGAUUGCCACUUUGAGCCUAAACGCCGGCGACGCGAGGCUUUGGUGGUCGGGCAGCCGUAUCCGGUGCUGCGGGCAGCCCACAUGGCUCCCGUGGGCAGCGGGCUGGCCGCCGAGCUGAACGUAGCCGAGGGCCAGCAAGUGCUCUUCGGGGUCUUCGUGGCCAGCAGAGACAGCAGCCCCGGUCGCGGUCCCACGUCUGUCGUCUGUGCCUUCCCCAUCGACCUGGUGGAUGAGCUCAUCGAGGCAGGCGAGGAGCGCUGUUGUAACCCCGGCGUCCAGCAGGGCCUCCGGAGGGACCUCGACUUCUUCCAGGCCCCCAGCUUCUGCCCCAACCCGCCCGGCCUGGCGUCCCUCAGCCCCAACACCAGCUGCUACCACUUCCCGCUGCGGGUCAGCAGCAGCCUCGUACGCGUGGACCUGUUCAACGGGCUGCUGGGGCCGGUGCAGGUGACCGCGCUGCACGUGACGCGCCUGGACAACGUCACCGUGGCCCACAUGGGCACGUCGGAUGGGCGCAUCCUGCAGGUGGAGCUGGCCAGGUCUCUCAGCUACCUGCUGUAUGUGUCCAACUUCUCCCUGAGCAACAGUAAGCAGCCCGUGCAGCGGAAUGUCAGUCGCCUUGGGAACCACCUGUUCUUUGCUUCCGGGGACCAGGUCUUCCAGGUACCCAUCCAGGGCCCCGGCUGCCGCCACUUCCUCACCUGCUGGCGUUGCCUGCGGGCACAGCGUUUCAUGGGCUGUGGCUGGUGUGGGGGCAUCUGUGGCCGGCAGAAGGACUGUCCUGGCUCCUGGCAACAGGACCAUUGUCCCCCGGAGCUCACUGAGUUCUACCCUCGCAGUGGACCCCGAAGGGGCAGCACGAGGCUGACCUUGUGCGGCUCCAACUUCUACCUGCACCCUGCGGGUCCGAUGCCCGAGGGCACGCGUCAGGUCACCGUGGGCCAAAGUCCCUGCCACCUGCUGCCCAAGGACAGCUCACACCUCAGCCCAGUGCCCCGGAAGGGCUUCACAGAAGAGCUAGAGUGUGAACUGGAACCCUUGGGCACACAGUCAGCUGGGACUGCCAACAUUAGCCUCACCGUCACCAACAUGCCACCGGGCAAGCACUUCCGGAUAGACGGCACCUCCGUGCUGCAAGGCUUCUCCUUCGUGGAGCCAGUGCUGAAAGAAGUGCAACCCCUCUUCGGCCCACGGGCAGGGGGCACGCGCCUCACCCUGACAGGCCAGGGCCUGUCCACAGGCACCAGCCGGGCUGUGCUGGUCAACGGGACGGAGUGUCUUCUGGAGUGGGUCGGCGAGGGGCAGCUUUCCUGCACCACGCCGCCCGGUGCUGCUCUGGGGAGAGUUCCCAUUCGCCUGCAGGUGGGGGGCGCCGGGGUGCCUGGCUCCUGGACCUUCGACUACCGGGAGAACCCCAUCGUGCUGGGCAUCAGCCCCCACUGUGGCUACACCGGCUCCCACGUCACCGUCCGCGGCCAGCACCUGACUUCCGUGUGGCGCCUGGCGCUGUCGUUCCACGACGGGCUCAAGGCCGUGGAGACCAGGUGCGAGGGGCAGCUGCCGGAGAAGCAUCGGUGCCGCCUGCCCGAGUACGUGGUCCGAGGCCCCCAGGAGUGGGUGGCAGGGAACCUGAGCGCCUGGGGGGAUGGAGCUGCCGGCUUCACCCUGCCUGGCUUUCGCUUCCUGCCCCCGCCCCGCCCACCCAGCACUGACCUGGCCCCACUGAAGCCCGAGGAGCACGCCAUUAAGUUCGAGUACAUUGGGCUAGGAGCCGUGGCCGACUGUGUGGACGUGAACGUGACCGUGGGUGGUAAGAGCUGCCAGCACGAGCUCCGAGGGGAUGUGGUCAUUUGUCCCCUGCCCCCCUCCCUGCCCCUGGGCAAGGACGGCACCCCACUGCAGGUCUGCGUGGAUGGUGAAUGUCACACCCUGGGCAGAGUGGUGCGGCGGGGCUCGGAAGGCAUCCCGCAGAGAACGGUCCUCGGCAUCCUGCUGGCCCUGGCCCUGCUCGUGGUUGUGUUGGCCGCCGCGCUUGUCUUCAACUACCGGCGGAGGAAGCAGCUGGUCCUGUCUCCGAGCCUGCGGCACCCGGCGUCCUCGGACCAGAUCGCCGGAGCCAUGCCUCUGCCCCCGCUCCAGGCUGGCUCCUGUUGCCGAUACAGCGCUGCAGCUCCUUCCGCGGGGGGUCUGGAUCCCACCACUCCGGUCCACGGAGAGUCCUUCUCAGACAGUGGGGAUGGGUCCCGAGUCCCUCUGCUUCGGACGAAGUCCGUCCAGCUCGGGGACCUGGACUCUGCGCUCCUGGCCGAGGUCAAGGACGUGCUCAUUCCCCACGAGCGGGUGGUCACCCACAGUGACCAAGUCAUCGGCAAAGGCCACUUCGGGGUCGUCUACCAUGGAGAGUACACAGACGAGACCCAGACGCGGGUUCACUGCGCCGUCAAAUCCCUGAGCCGCAUCACCGAGCUGCAGGAGGUGGAGGCCUUCCUGCGCGAGGGGCUGCUCAUGCGUGGUCUGCACCACCCCAACGUGCUGGCCCUCAUCGGAAUCACGCUGCCGCCCGAGGGGCUGCCCCGGGUGCUGCUGCCCUACAUGCGCCACGGGGACCUGCUCCGGUUCGUCCGCUCGCCCCAGCGGAACCCCACGGUGAAGGACCUCAUCAGCUUCGGCCUGCAAGUAGCCCGCGGCAUGGAGUACCUGGCGGAGCAGAAGUUCGUCCACAGGGACCUGGCUGCUCGGAACUGCAUGCUGGAUGAGUCGUUCACAGUCAAGGUGGCCGACUUCGGCCUGGCCCGAGGCGUCCUGGACAAGGAGUACUACAGCGUCCAGCAGCACCGGCAUGCUCGCCUGCCCGUCAAGUGGAUGGCACUGGAGAGCCUGCAGACCUACAGGUUCACCAGCAAGUCGGACGUGUGGUCAUUCGGGGUGCUGCUGUGGGAGCUGCUGACUCGAGGGGCGCCACCGUACCCUCACGUCGACGCUUUCGACCUCACGCACUUCCUGGCCCAGGGUCGGCGCCUGCCCCAGCCGGAGUACUGCCCCGAUUCUCUGUACGCGGUGAUGCUGCGCUGCUGGGCGGCGGACCCUGCCGCGAGACCCACCUUCGGGACGCUGGCGAGGGAAGUGGAGCAAGUGGCGGCGGCUCUGGGUGGGGACCACUACGUGCAGAUGUCCGCGGCCUACGUGAACCUGGGCCUGGAUGCCCCCAAGGACGCCACUGUGCCCCCAGAACAGUCACUGCCCCCAGCUGUGCCCAGGAGCCCCGGGCGGCCUCGGCCCCUCUCAGAGCCACCGAGGCCCACGUGACCUCAGCCCUAGGCAGGCCCCGAGGGUCUGGGCCUGCAGAGCCACUCCUGGGAGUUAACCUCUGGGCUGUGCCGCGACAAGGGGGGGCCCGACCCGCGCUCUGCCCUGUCCCUUACCCUCACCCGCCAGGCUGUUGGGGGGGAGCAAGGCACACUGACCCCUCACGCCACAGAGGGAGCCAGGGAGGGUGACCCUGGAUGUAACAAGUACUUACGGAGCCGCUGUGUGUCUGGCCUGCUGGGCACAGGGCCUUGACCAGGGCCAGCCACCGGCCCACCAGCCAGUAAAUAAACAGGUGACUAUUUAAGCACAAA